Closterium sp. Naga37s-1 is the source of this 8238-nucleotide messenger RNA. The record is from the annotation of a GenBank genome assembly. NCBI's taxonomy places the organism in Eukaryota, Viridiplantae, Streptophyta, Zygnematophyceae, Desmidiales, Closteriaceae.
AUGAUCCUAUCCGCAAACGAAUCCGCUAGUAACGCAGUUGCCGAGUCGCCUGUCUGCACAUCCGCCGUCCCCGCAAACGCGUCAACCUCGCCCGCCGACGACUUUGCACUUCUCCCCAUCGCGAAUGCCGCCAAUCUCGCCGAUGAGCGGAAGCCGCCACCGCUGCAGCUGCGCCUAGCAGUUAGCGGAGGGGAAGUCGGGGCGGGACGGGGGACGGGUGGGGCAGCAGAGACCAAAGCGGCGGCACGGGCGGGAAUCGACAGGAAGUUAUCGGCCCCCGGGAGGCGCGCGGGAAGAAGCGCGAGCGGAGACCUGAGCGGAGGCGCAAUCAACACCAAUGGCGGAGCGGAAAGCCCGCCAGAGGCGGUCACGGGCCCGCUGACGUACCACGGGGAAGGGCGGGGGAGCGAUAAGCGGAACCCUUGGGGGCCGAGGCGCGGGGUCGUGGCGAGGGCGGGGGAAGUGGACACGGGGGAGGAGAAAGGCGCGAUCGCUCCGCUUCCGCGGAAUGGGCGGAAGGGGCGAAGGCGGAACGGGGAAUCCGCGGGUGGUAGCAGAGAUGCGCAAGAGGGGGCGGAACUGUUCAGACGCGCCGCGACCAUUGGCGACGCGAGCAGCAGCGGCGGAAGCGCUAGAAAUGGUAGCUUUGCCUUCAAUGCAGCGACCCAGUAUCGUAGCGUCAGCAGCAACAGCAGCAGACGAGGCACGAGCGCGGGCGCUACGGCUGAUUGGGAACUCACUGCUGCUUCCCCCAGCCCCGCAGCUGCUUCCGCCACGCCUAGCGCCGCGUCCGCUGCUUCCGCCACCCCCAUGAGCUCGUUCCCUAGCGACGCUACCACCCCCACCGCCGGCGCUGCGCGUGAAGGGCUGUUCGGGUUCCGCGCAGGCGCGCGCAGGCUGUAUGAGGCGCGCAAGCAGGCGAAACGGCAGGCGAGCGGCGGAAGCGGCGCAGGUGACUUGGCGGGUGGGGUGCCGUCCAUGGGGCGCGACGUGUGGGUGGCCGCGGAGAAGAAUCAGCUGGGCAGGUGGGCGGGGAGUGUAGGGAGGGGGAGCGCGGAGGGGGGAAGCGCUGAGGGGGGAAGCGGCGAGGGGGGAAGCGCGGGAGGGGGAAUCGUCGAAGGGGGAGGAUUUGAAGGGGGGAGCGACGAAGGGGGAAGCGGAGGAAGAGGUGUGGGGGAGAGCGGUGAGGGGGGGUGGGAGGGUAGUAUGAGGCUUAGGGAGGGGAGGGGCGGAGGGGAAGGGGAGGGGGAAGGUGAGAGUGGAAGGGGGAUAUGGAACGAGGUGCGGGAUAUGAUGGUGCUGCGAAGGGAGAGAGAGGAGGAGGAGGAGAGUGGCCCUGAGUGGGAUGAUAUAGACUGGGGAGAGGAGAGUGAGAGUGAGGAGGAGGAUUGGGUAGAGGAAGGAGAGGAGAGAGAAGGGGUGGAGGAGGGAAAGGAGGCAGAAGGGGAGGAGGAAGGAGAGGAGGCAGAAAGGGAGGAGGAAAGGGAGGAGGCAGAAGGGGAGGAGGAAAGGAAGGAGGCUGAAAGGGAGGAGGAGAGCAGGGGAGAUGGAGCAGCAGAGCAUGUUUCUGAAGACUCGCAGAAGUGGGUUGAAGGGAGCAUGGGGUUAAGAGGUUACGAGGAAGCUUCCUGUCUUGACGAGAUGGAAAGAGGUAGCAAUGUGAGUGAGGAGUGCGGGGAGGUCACCAAGAAGCGCAGUAAAGCCAUCGACGCGAGGAAGCACAACGAGAGUCGCUCGGCUGAAUCAGCCGUGCCAUCUCACACGCCCAGGAGGACAGGCACGUUCGAGGCACCUCAAAAGUCGCCUCUGAGCACAGGGCUUGGAGCACAAUACGAGCCCGUGUGGCCGCUCACGCCCUCUCACAGGCCUUCUCAGUCCGCCCACACGCCCGUGAGCACAGGGGUUGCGCCUCCAUACACCCCUCUCUGGCCCCUCACUCCCUCUCUCAAGCCCUCGGACUUGCCUCUCACACCUCCGAUCCCUGACACUGAUACACUGUAUGAGCCGAUCUGGCCCCUCCCUCCUGCUGGUUCCCGGCAGCGUGUGAAGAGCAGCGGUACUGAACCGCCUUGCAGUCAGGCCCGGCCGAAGAGUAGUGUGGGGAGGGAACGCGGAGCGGAUAGGGUGGGGCAGGGAGGAGGCGGAGUGGGGAAGCAGGUAAAGCGCUCUGAGACGGUUGACAGUCUAAGUCGGCCGAAGAGCAGUGGAGGGAGGGAACGGGGAGUGGAUAGGGCGGGGCAGGGAGGAGAAGGAGUGGGGCAGGGUUUGAAGCGCUCUGAAACGGUUGACACUCAAAGCCGGCCGAGGAGCAGUGGAGGGAGUCAACACGAAGCAUGCAGAGUGGGGCAGGGGUUUGAGGAGUUUGAGAAGGCAGCGGCGUGGCUGGAAGGGCAGAGUGGCUUGGAGAACUCUCAGCAACCCUCGCAGGGGGAGCAAGGGUUUAUUGUGAGGCGGCGGCAGCGGGGGAAGAGCGGUGCAGGGAGGGGAGGAGAGGUGUUGGGUGUGGGGUGGGGAUUGAGUGGUGAGUUUCCGUUGACGGCUGUGUCACGACCGCAGUCAGGGGGUGGAGGUAGGCGGAGGAGGAGCACUGGUGGCAGUGGCUUUGAUGGUGGUGAUGCUGAUGGUGAUGGUGCUGUUGGUGGCAUUGUUGCAGCAGGGGUUGACACGGCAUGCAUUGACAGAGCUCUGGUGGCAGCAGCACCAAGUGGAGAGUGUGAGGAGGCACCUUUGGAAGCAGCCAUGCCCAAUGCACUGCAUGCCUCUGAACCACAAGCCGCUGUUGCUGUUGCUGUUGCUGUUUCCGCACCAGCCACCGCUGUGCCUGUCAUUUCCACACCUGAGAUUCCCAUGCCUGAGAUUCCCAUACCUGAAAAUCCCACACCUGCCGUUCCUGCACCUGCCAUUCCCACGCCUGCCAUUCCCACACCUGCCAUUCCCACACCUGCCAUUCCCACACCUGCCAUUCCCACACCUGCUAUAGUCACAUCUCUGCCACCAAGUGUCAACUCACCUCAGGAUACAGUCACACUCGCUGUUGAAACUCCACCACACACCACCUGCAGUCCUGCUGCUAUGCCCAGUGCUGCUCCUGUGCUUACUGCUGAAGGUCCUUCAGCAGUACCUGAGGAUUCACCUUACGCACCUGAGGGUUCACCUGGAGCCCCACCCGGGCGUUCUUCGGGUUUCCCCUCGUGGAAGAGUGUACUUCGGCGGAACUCCCACAACGACUCGCUGGCGCCGGUGGCUUCGGACGGGCCCAAGGACGUGUGGGAGGCGGCAGAGAAGGAGCAGCUGGGGGGGUGGCGGAGCAGGUCCAGGGGUGCGAGGAAGAGAAGCAUCAUGGAGGCUGCUGGACGCAGCUUGAGCGGUUUGAGCGAUACAGAUCUGAGCGGUAGGACUUUGAGUGGCUUGAGCGAUGGUGAUUUGAGCGGCAGGGAUCUGAGUGGGAGAGAUUUGAGCGGCGGAGUUUUGAGCGGCCGAGGGAGUGUAAGUUGGCAUGAGACAGGGAAUGGGGUGUUGGAGGGUGGGGCAGCAGUGGGAGGAGGGGUAGAUGGUGAAAUUAACGGGGAGCAGCAAGGGGAGAGCUUUUACAUUGUACCUGCAUCUGGGUUGCAUAGCAGGAGGCACACUGUCGACGGUAUUGGGGCUGCUCUUAGCAAGUACGGCAAGUCUGCUUAUAAGGAGAACGGAAGCCGCGUAAGCAGGAUUCGGCGUGGUGUGUUUGGGGUAGCGAGGAGCAGCAGCAGCGACAACGCCUCUGCUGCUGCUGCUCAAGCAGGCAGCGGGUUGCAGGCAACAGCGGUGCCGAGAGCGCUAUCAGAGAGCAGAGAGCGUGGGCAUGGCAGGAGCGGCAGCAGGCUGAGGGUGUGGGGGUUCAGGUCGUGGGGAGGCGGUGCGGGUAGUGCCAGCGGCCGCAAGAAGGAGAGACUCUCUGGGAGUGUUGAGACGCCUUUUGAGGCUCCUUAUGAGGCUCCUUUUGACGUUCCUCUUGAGGCUCCUUUUGGGGCUCCUUUAGCGGCACGCCUUGAGGCGCCUCAAGGCGUGCCGGUGGGAACGAGGGAUGGUCGCUGUGGGGACAGCAGGGACUCGAGCGAGAAAGACUCGAGCUGCAAGGAUGGUGGAGGAGAGAAAGGCACGAGCAGCAGCAGCAGCAGCGGUGAUUGCUUUGCUCAGCAAGUCUCGCUCUCUGACAACCCUGGGGAUCCUCUUCAGGCUUCAGGUGAAACUUCAGGUGGUGGCGUGCUGUGGAAUCCGUACAGUGCGGAGGGCCGGCUGGAGAAAAUGCCGAGCUUUGUCUUAGAAGGCACGCCUUCUGGGCUGGAAUAUGAGGAGGGAGAGGGGGAGCAGGGGGAGGAGCGGGGGGAGGGGGAGGGGGGACACCUGGGUGUGGCAUGGAGCUGUCCUGUGCUUCUGCCUGAUCCCACCCUUGGUGUGCCUCCAGCGAUGCACAGCCAGCAGGGGAAGGAACGUGAACGUGGGGUGCAUGACCUGGCAGGUGGCAGGGCUGUUACAUUCGCGAGAAUGGAGCCAUUGCACGAGAGUGAGGCGAUGGAGGGGUGUGAGGGUGAGUCUGUGGGGGGUUCCGAGAGGGGGGCAGAGGGGAAAGUGGUGGAGCAAGGUGAGCGCGGUCAAGAGAAGAGGACAAGGGCUGCCGCCCUUCUUGUUGCAGUGGAGCCGUUCAGACAGCGUGUGCAGAAGGCAAUGGGGGGGCAAUUGGCGCAGGGUGUGGAGGAGUAUUUUCAGCAGCAGCGGAGACAGCAGGCGCUCGCAGGGCUCGUAACUCAGCAGCCGUUCCCUAUUGACUCAGGUCCACUGGCAUUGCCACGUCAUCUGCAACAAGCGCUGGGCCCACCUGUAGCCACGUCACUGGAGCACAGUCAGCAGCAGCAUCAGCACCAACAACAGCAGCAGCGCUUUCAGGGGUCGCAAGCCGGUGCUCCGUUAUACGCCGACUCUGUACAUGCACAGCUCCAAUCUCUCCCGGGAGGCGUUCUCAACACUCACUUCGCGUCAGGCCCAUCGGCGACGCAAUCGGACGGCGAUCUCGGCCAGAUCUACGGUCCACGAGGCUCGCAGAAUCACCCGGCUCCUCCAAACACUCUCGGGCUCACCCUUGACGAGAUCCGAGCUCCGCACAAUCUACCGAAUGUUGAAUCCAUGGCGGCGCCGAACCUUCCUGAAAAAUACGAGGUGCCGUCAUACCUCAAGGAGCUCUGGUCCGAUUCUCCAAUCCAUGGCUCCCCGUUCCGCGCGCCGGGAAGGCCCACUGACCCUGGCGGGAUGCGCGGCGGACAGCCGUUCUCACUCGGCCAAGGAAUGAUGUCGUUUGAAAAUUCGCAGAAGCAAACCGAAGCACCCGGAAGGUUCCGAGGGGAAGGAGGGUUUGGAGGGAAUGGGGAAGGAGUGAACCGCGGGAGUCCGUCUCUCGGUCCGUACCCGCAUCCCGGGCUGAACGGGGGUGAUCCGCGCUUGCAAGGGUUUUCCGAUCCUGGCGGGCCGUUCGACCCGCGUGUUGCCUCGUUAGAAGGGUCCCCGUUUGGGAGAAAGAGCGUGGAUUCAGGCAGAGGCUCUCCCAGCCGAUCCUCUCUUAGCAAUUGGCCGUAUGGGAUGAGUGAGGGCGAAGCGGAUAGAGGAAUCGGGGGAGGAGAGGGACGCGGGGACAGCCGGUUUAACCCUUCGCGCGGAGGUACGGGUGCGCCCGGAGGGGGAGGCGGAGGCGGAGGCGGAGCGGGAAGGAACGCUGGUGUGGCGCAGUGGGGGGCUGCCGGAGCGAACGGGAAGGAGGCAGGGCGGAGGGAGGAUGGAGGGAGUGGAUGGGGUGUGAGUGGCGGCGUGAGCAACGGAGGCAUGGUUACAGGAGGCAGAGAAGGCGAGGGGUUGGACGUAGGAGGAGACCCGUGGCGUCGCGCGGGCGCUCUGGGGCCAGAUGGGCUUCAAGGAAACUUCCCGUCACCGCUGCACCAGCAGUUUCCGCCUGUCCAGCAGCAGCAACAACAGCAGGGUGGGAUCAUGGGUGCAGUGACUUCGAAUGCUAACGGUGGAGCCUUUAACGCGGACGAACUUACUCUGGAGCAGUUGACCGACCCUGCUGCGGUGGCGGCGCUGGAAGGCCCGUCGAGCCAGCAGACGAUUAUGGAUCUCCUCGCCGCUGCCGGCAACGCCUUCGCCGCUCCGCAGUUGAAAGCCUCUGGCCUUCACCAGCAGCAGCAGCACCAGCACCAGCAGCAGCAGCAGCAGCAGCAGCAGCAGCAGCAGCAGCAGCAGCAGCAGCAGCACCAGCAGUAUCCGCAGCAGGAGCAGCAUCAGCAGCAGCAGCAGCAGCAGUUUCAGCAGCACCACCAGCAGCAGCAACAGCAGCAGCAGCAGCCGCAGGCGCAGCAGGGAAGGGCGCAGGAAACGGCGCGAAAGCUGUUCAACGACGACAUGUUUCCUCCGUUGGGCUCGCCCUCCGCCCCCCCGCCCGGCAAGGCCGGGGCGAGCGCGCAAGGCAGUGGCGGGGGGCCGGGGAGAGGCGCAGCAGGCGCAGAGGGAGAUGGGGCGGGCGGCGCCACCGCCGCGGGGAAGGGCGCGGAGGAUGUGAGAGAUUCGCUGGAGGCGUUGGCGGAAGAUAUGAAAGCGUUCGACCUCUCUGGUGACUUGACUGGUGACUCGGGUCAGUUUCAACUGCCGCAGGGGCGUGCGGGGCAGCAGCAGCAGCACGGACAGCAGCACAUGUCUCGGAAUCAGCCGCAGCAGCAGCAGCAGCAGGCACGGCAGCAGCAGCAGCAGCACGGUAUCCCCAUCCAUCCGCAUCGCCACCACGCUGCUUUCACUGCCGCCCCUCGCCAUCCCCCAGGCUCCAGCCCCGGCCAGCGGUUCAGGCAUCCCGAACAGCAGCAGCAGCAGCAGCAACAGGGGGGUUUGUCGCAGCAGCAGCAGCAGCAGGAGCAGCAGCAACUGCAAGCAAGACCCCAGCAGCAGCAGCAGCAGCAGCAGCAGCAGCAACAUCAGCAGCAGAGGGUGCAGUUCCGACCGCACGCCCACCGCCCGCCGUCCCUCCGCGUGGACCUCUCCCGCCUCAACUCACAUCUGCUGGCGCUCUUCCGCUCGCUGGAGCCCACAGCAGAGGAGGCGGAGCGCAAGGAGCAGCUCAUGCGCACGCUCACGCACGUGGCGGCCGCCACGUACCCGUCCGCGCAGCUGUUCCUCUACGGGUCGUGCGCCAACUCGUUUGGCGUGCGCAACUGCGACGUGGACGUGUGCCUCGCGCUGGACGGCCCGGAUGUGUCGCGUGUGGAGGUUAUUACGAAUAUGGCGACUGCACUCAGAGCGGAGGGCAUGCUGAACGUGCAGGUGAGGGUGUGGGAGGGCGCUUUGUGUGUGCAGGGGAGAAGGCAGAGGGCUGGAGCAAGGGACAGGGGACGAGGGGAGGGCAGUGAGGUAGCGCGUGCAGGUCACUCCAGUGCGCUGCUUCCCCUGUCCGUGCAACCAUUCCCCAUCGCCCAUCCCCCAUUCCUCCAAUCUUCCUAUCUUCCUGUCUUCCCAACACAGGCGCUGACCCACGCGCGUGUGCCGAUAGUGAAGUUCAUGGAUCCAGCAUCCGGAGUGGCGUGUGACAUGUGUGUCAACAACCUGGCAGCCGUGGCCAACAGCCGCCUGCUGGCGGACUAUGGGCGCCUGGACGACCGUGUGAGGCAGCUGGCGUUCCUCGUGAAGCACUGGGCGAAGAGAAGGCAGAUCAAUGAAACUUUCCGCGGCACGCUUUCUUCCUACGCCUACGUCAUCAUGUGCAUCCACUACCUGCAGCAGCGCCAGCCACCCAUUCUGCCAUGCCUGCAGGAGAUGCAGCCGCACACGUACCGCGUGCAGGUGGGGGGCGUCGUUUGUUCCUACUACGACAAGGUGGACUCGCUGCGCGGCUUUGGGGCGGCGAACGGGGAGACGGUGGGCGAGCUGCUGGCGGGGCUGUUUGAGUACUGGGCCUUCCGCCACGACUACAACCGUUGUGUCAUCAGCAUCCGCACCGGCGGCUUCCUCAGCAAGGAGGAGAAGGAGUGGACGAGGCGUGUGGGCAACGAGCGCCACCUGAUAUGCAUAGAGGACCCCUUUGACCUCGCCCACGACCUCGGCCGCGUCGUUGACCGCGCCUCCAUCCGCGUGCUGAGAGAUGAGUUUCACCGCGCUGCCAAGCUCAUGCGGCAUGACCCCAAGCCGUAUGUGACCCUCUUUGAGCCGUACGUUCGUGAAGAUGAACGGUAG